AACAUGGAAGACACGUGGGAUAAACUGUCACCAAAGUUGAGUCAAUCAACAUUGAACGCUUUACAAAAACUGAAGUUUUCUCGGAUGACACCAGUCCAAGCAGCCUGUAUACCUUUGUUGCUUAAGCGGAAAGAUGUAGCCGCUGAGGCGGUAACAGGAAGUGGAAAGACUCUGGCAUUUGUCAUUCCCUUGUUGGAAAUGUUACUACACAGAGAAUUCCCGUUGAAAAAACAAGAAAUAGGAGCAAUAAUUUUGACACCAACUAGAGAAUUGGCUGUGCAGAUUGAUGAAGUAUUGUCUGAAUUCCUCAUAUUCACUCCUCAAUUCACCCGAAUUUUGUUGAUAGGAGGAAAUAAUCCACAAGAAGACCUGGAUAAACUAAAAAGUCAGGGGUCUCACAUUAUGGUGGCCACUCCAGGAAGACUGGUGGAUCUUCUACAACGGAGUCAUCAUGGCGUGAACUUGGCAGCUAGCGUCAAGUCAUUAGAACUUCUCGUCCUUGAUGAAGCAGACAGACUGUUGGACAUGGGGUUUGAAGCAAGUCUCAACACUAUCCUCAGUUUUUUACCAAAGCAGCGUCGCACUGGCUUGUUUUCUGCCACUCAGACAGAUGAGGUACAACAACUGAUCAGGGCAGGUUUACGGAACCCUGUUCAGAUUACAGUAAAGGAGAAGAAGGUGACAAAACUGUCUGAUGGUGUGACCCAACGAACUCCAUCCACACUUCAGAACUUUUACAUGAUCUGUGAGAGUGAUGAAAAGUUCAACCAACUGUGUCAUUUCCUCAAGGAACAUCAGACUGAGAAGCUGAUGAUGUUUUUCAGCACGUGUGCGGCAGUGGACUAUUUCUCUCAAGCUAUUCGGUCUAUCCUGAAAAACAUUCAAGUGCUGAGCAUCCAUGGCAAAAUGAAGCAGAAACGCAACAAAAUAUUUGAUCAGUUCCGCAGGCUUCCCAGUGGAGUUUUGAUCUGCACGGACGUAAUGGCGAGAGGGGUUGAUAUUCCUGACGUGAACUGGGUACUGCAGUACGACCCUCCAAGCUCCGCAGCGGCCUUUGUGCAUAGGUGUGGACGGACAGCCAGGAUAGGCAAUACAGGAAAUGCACUGCUAUUUCUGAGGGAAUGUGAGGACAGCUAUGUGGACUUUAUCGCGAUCAAUCAAAAGGUACAUCUGAAGAAGAUAGAGAAAGCAGAAGAUGUGAUUAAUCAGCUACCUUCACUCAGAAAGUUAUCCCUUGUCGACAGGGCCAUGUAUGAGAAAGGUGUCAGGGCAUUUGUUUCGUUUGUCCAAAGCUUCGGAAAGCAUGAAUGUAGAAUGAUAUUUCAGAAGAAGGAAUUGAACUAUGGACAGUUAGCUACAGGAUUUGGUUUGCUGAAGAUUCCCAAGAUGCCAGAACUGAAAGGAAAGACGAUUAGUGACUUUACACCUGUAGACAUUAAUAUUAAUAGUAUUCCAUAUAAAGACAAAAGUGUAGCGGUGCAGAGAAAACUUCAAGCUGCUAAACCAAAGAAAGAGAAAGUAAAGCACAUGAAAAGCAAACCAUGGUCUAAGCAAUUGGAAAAGAAAGAGCGCAAAAAGAAAAGAAAAGAAAAGAAGGCUUUGGCUCAGAAAAGAAAGUUAGAAAUGACAGAGAAUGACUUAGAUGAGUUGGAAAAAGAUGCUAGACUUGUUAAGAAGUUUAAAUCUGGUAAAAUAACAGAGAAGCAAUUUGAUGAAGAAUUUGUGGGGGAUUUGUCAGAAUCCAAUUAGAGGUAUUAUGCCAACAACUACACAGUACAACAGUGAUGGAGUGAUGAAGUAACAUUGUGUGCGCAAUAAGUACCAAUGCCUACAUGUUCUUGUUUGUUUACUUUGGUUUAUAGAUCUUAA
Messenger RNA from Liolophura sinensis, 1869 nucleotides. Its product is annotated as ATP-dependent RNA helicase DDX55-like. The coding region runs from base 4 to 1749 and encodes 581 amino acids. Gene Ontology annotation, molecular function: ATP binding; nucleic acid binding. Lineage: Eukaryota; Metazoa; Mollusca; Polyplacophora; Chitonida; Chitonidae. The transcript has a single exon. The record is from RefSeq and is a predicted model, not a curated record.